Vollenhovia emeryi is the source of this 4415-nucleotide messenger RNA. It is a transcript of the gene Lon, whose product is annotated as lon protease homolog, mitochondrial. The record is from RefSeq and is a predicted model, not a curated record. Gene Ontology annotation, cellular component: mitochondrial matrix. Gene Ontology annotation, biological process: mitochondrion organization; chaperone-mediated protein complex assembly; protein catabolic process. The transcript has 10 exons. Bases 128 to 3154 code for a protein of 1008 amino acids. NCBI's taxonomy places the organism in Eukaryota, Metazoa, Arthropoda, Insecta, Hymenoptera, Formicidae. Gene Ontology annotation, molecular function: ATP hydrolysis activity; ATP-dependent peptidase activity; ATP binding.
CCAUGAUUUUCGGUCACGUUGGAUCAGGUUAGGGUUAGGUUACGCGCGGUGUCCUCGUGCUAUAACCCCUCGUGUCUCUCGCUCGGCGAACGAGAUUGUGAGAAUUCGCGACGGCUUCGGAGGGACCAUGCGACUCAUGACAGCAGUGGGUGCUAGGCUGCCGCUGAUCCUGCGGCAGCGCGAGGCGAUCGCGCGCUCCUUCCGCGGCGACCGGUCGGCUUCGCAUCAUCAUCAUCAUCGCGCAACACCGGCGCCGAUUUACGUCAGACCGCCGCGGCUGGCGCGAACGGAGUAUCCGGGCCGCAGCAGGUCGGAGUUGCUUAGGGCCGGUCGGAUUCAUCCCGCCAUCGCGUCUGUGAGAUUUUUCUCGAAAAAGCUCUCCGACCGAGAACCCCCGAGCGAUGGCGAUGGAGAACAAUCCGGAGAUCAACCCGCUUCUCUGCCCGCAACCGUAGUGGUACCCGAGAUAUGGCCUUACGUACCGGUAAUUGCUAUCAAUAGGAAUCCAGUGUUCCCCAGGUUUAUCAAGCUAGUCGAGAUUAGCAAUCCUGUUCUGAUAGACUUGAUACGUAGAAAGAUUAAGCUGAAUCAGCCUUACGUGGGGGUCUUCUUGAAGAAAGUCGAAGAAAAUGAGGCCGAGGUCAUUCAGAGCUUGGACGAAAUUUAUCCGAUUGGGACUUUCGCCCAGGUGCACGAGGUGCAGGACCUGGGAAACCGGUUGAGAUUGGUGAUUAUGGCACACAGGAGAAUCAAGAUUGUCAACCAAAUUCUGGAGGACGCCGCUCCAAAGGCGGAACACGAGAUGAAACUGACGUUUCCGCUAUUAAAUACCACACUUACCGUCUCUGUAGACGACACGAUGACCAGUGGCAAGCAAAAUCGGAGAUCGUUGCGUAAAAAAGCAGAGAAUAGGGUUACAGAACGAGCUGAGAGAACAGAGAAGAUCGGUGAAGCGGGCGCUACGGAAGUAAAACCGCCGACGGACUCGCCCGACAAGGGUACGGAGAAACCCUUAGAUUCGUCAAUCCCUCAGUCUGGUAGUCAACCUGUAUUAAUGGUGGAAGUUGUAAAUGUCACGCAUGAAAAGUUCAAGCAAACUGAGGAGAUCAAGGCAUUGACGCAAGAACUCAUCAAAACGAUCAGAGACAUAAUCAGCAUGAAUCCUUUGUAUCGUGAAUCUCUGCAACAAAUGCUGCAUCAGGGACAAAGAGUUGUGGACAACCCGGUUUAUCUUAGCGAUUUAGGUGCUGCCUUAACUGGAGCCGAUGCACAGGAAUUGCAGGAAGUUUUAGAAGAAAUGGACAUUCUAAAAAGAUUGAGGCUGUCGCUCGCGCUUUUGAAAAAGGAAUUUGAACUAAGUAAACUGCAGCAGAAAAUUGGUAAAGAGGUUGAGGAGAAAGUGAAACAGCAACAUAGAAAGUACAUUCUUCUCGAACAAUUAAAAGUUAUUAAGAAAGAGUUAGGGCUGGAAAAGGAUGACAAAGAUGCGAUAGAAGAAAAGUACAGGGAAAUAAUAAGACAAAAGACAGUUCCUAAGCCAGUCAUGGAUGUGCUGGAAGAGGAACUGAAUAAGCUGUCCCUGACAGAAAGUCAUAGUAGCGAAUUCAAUGUCACGAGAAAUUAUCUCGACUGGCUUACGUCUAUGCCAUGGGGUGUGACGAGCACCGAAAAUUUAAGUCUUCAAGAUGCUGUCAAAAUUUUGGAUGAAGAUCACUACGGAAUGGACGAUAUAAAGAAAAGAAUACUUGAAUUUAUUGCUGUUAGUCAACUGAAAGGCAGUACGCAAGGAAAGAUAUUGUGUUUCUAUGGGCCUCCUGGUGUCGGCAAAACCUCAAUAGCCAGAUCGAUCUCUCGCGCUUUGAACCGAGAAUACUUUAGGUUUAGCGUCGGCGGAAUGACGGACGUAGCCGAGAUUAAGGGACACAGAAGAACGUACGUGGGAGCCAUGCCAGGCAAAGUUAUUCAGUGCUUAAAAAAGACGAAAACUGAGAAUCCGUUGAUUUUGAUAGACGAAGUCGACAAGAUCGGCAAGGGACAUCAAGGAGACCCGGCAUCUGCUCUUCUCGAGAUACUAGAUCCAGAACAGAAUGCAAACUUCCUGGACCACUAUUUGGACGUUCCGGUAGACUUGUCGAAAGUACUGUUUAUUUGCACGGCCAAUGUAAUAGACACUAUUCCGGAUCCCCUGAGAGAUCGUAUGGAGAUGAUAGACAUGUCCGGUUACGUUGCCGAAGAGAAGCUCGCCAUCGCGAAACAGUACUUGGUUCCACGAGCCAGGACCGAGUCUGGGCUCAGCCAGGAGCAGGUCAACAUACAAGACAACGCGCUCACGACGCUAAUCAAGUCCUACUGCCGAGAAUCGGGGGUAAGAAGUCUGCAGAAACACAUAGAGAAGGUGCACAGGAAAGUGGCGUUCAAAGUUGUCAAGAAGGAAGCCGACAGGGUCGACGUCACCGCGGACAACUUGCAGGAUUUUGUGGGCAAGCCUGUGUUCACGCACGACAGGAUGUACAACGUUACUCCGCCUGGUGUGGUGAUGGGACUGGCGUGGACCGCCAUGGGCGGGUCCACGCUGUACAUCGAGAGUACAAUCAGAAAGCCGACGGGCGGCAAAAAUGCCGAGGGUACUUUCGAGGCCACUGGCCACCUGGGUGACGUGAUGAAAGAAUCCAUGCAUAUCGCGAUGACGGUCGCGAGGAAUUACUUGAGACGGGAGGAUGCUUCGAAUACGUUUCUGUACGAUUCCCACCUGCACAUACAUGUGCCUGAAGGGGCGACCCCGAAAGACGGACCUAGCGCAGGUGUGACGAUCGCCACCGCGCUCUUGUCCCUGGCUAAAAAUCAAGCUAUCAGACAAGAUGUAACGAUGACGGGCGAAUUGAGCCUUAUGGGCAAGGUACUUCCUGUCGGCGGUAUCAAGGAGAAAGUAAUCGCGGCGAAGCGAGUCGAUGUCAAAUGCAUAAUUUUGCCCGACGAGAACAAGAAAGAUUUCAACGACCUGCCUAAAUAUAUCACCGACGGACUGGAAGUGCAUUUCGCUUCGACGUACGACGAUGUUUAUCGUAUAUGUUUCCCAAAGCCGGGCGAGGUCGAUUCUCUUCGGUCCAAACCAGUCGCCGACCACGUUUCAUCCGCACAGCCAACGUUCGGAUAAUUGCGCAUUUAGAAUUUGGAGCUCCCUAGUACACGUGUACUCCGUGUAUUUAACUUAACCGUGUUUUAACCCGUGUAAACGAAUUUAAAGAAUCUUCAUUCACGUGAAUCCGUGAACACGUGUUCACGAAUAUCCGUGUAUGUGACACGUGUAGCCGUGUAUACCUAAAUAGGGAAAUAUCUAGAGAAUUAUGUGACAAAUUCUGGAUGAAACUUGGAAUGCUGGAAUUAUGCGUACGCAUAUGUCAAACAACGUAUGCAGAAAUAGAGAUCUUUCAUCAAAUUUUGAUAAAUAUUCGCACGGGUUUACACUUAUCACACACACGACUAUACGUUUACACGUGUCACGUACACAGGUACACGUGAAUGAAGGUACCUUAAAUCCGUGUACACGCGAAUCUUAAAACACGUAUCCAAUCGACAGCGCUAAUUUAGAUACAGAUACGUUCAUAUGAAUUUCUCCUUCAUUCAAUAUUAUCGUUCCUCGCAUUAUUGAUCUGCUGUAUCACUUUGAUACCAUUUAAUACGUACAAACGAUAUAAACCAAAUGGUACAUGCAGUUCUGAUCUGCUGUUUCUUGUACAUAAAAUCUGACGAUAUAAUUGAAAAGGUAAUUUGCAUACUUAUCUAAAUAAUUUACAUUUAAAAGUAUUUUUUUAAAUUUAUCUUACCUAUUUUGUUAAAAUCUCAAACUUUAUUAUUUGCAAUUAUUUGAUUCACAGUUGGUAUGUUUUUUCCCCCUUUAGGAAAACGAUACGGAUGUAAUUAAGCUAUUCUGGGGACACAAUUAAUUUAUGUAUGUGUACAUAUAAUUAUACAAAAUAAGAGGGAGAGAAAGAGCUAACCGUAGUUAAUAUUUUAAAAAAACAAAGCUUUUUGUUACGUUACUUUGUAUGAAUGGUCACGUUUUUAUUAUUAUUUGCGAUUAUGUAAUGUAUAAAUGCAAAUAUAAGAAAAAUAAUCUUUUAUCUUUCUCAGGUCUUGUGUUUCUUCAAGAAUCGACUUUUUUCUACGACAUAAUUCAUGCGCAUCUGUGUAACCAUCGAAAAUAUUUUUCUAUUUCAAGGAAACUUGUACACAUUACUAACCCGUUACACUUACCUAGCAGAUGUGAUUUUUUUAGUGACAAUACUGUUUGAUACGACGCUGUAUGUAAACUUACAUUGUACAGAGGACAAUUUUAAUUUAAACAUUUUAUAACAUAAGCCUAUGCAGUCUGUGAUAUUCGGCGUUUAGGAUUUAAUAAAUAAAUAUAUGACAAA